AUGAGUCUGGAGGUCCAGUUCUGCUCUGGUUCUUCUCUGGUUCUGGUCCAGUUCCCGGAGGAGAAGGUGAAGCUGACCUGUACAGACAGACUGCCAGCUUACCUGACCACCGUGACCAUGAUGAUCUUCAUGAUCUCUGUGACCUUUGCCAUCGUCUUUGGGGUUAUCCUGUACCGGAUCAGCAUUAAGGCAGCGCUGCACAUAAGUGACUACCCUGUAGCACGAUCCAACAUUCGAGCCACUGUAAAAACCACGGCCGCCAUCAUCAACCUCAUCGUCAUCAUCAUCCUAGAUGAAAUCUAUGCGGCUAUCGCUCGCUGGCUCACCACACUGGAGGUUCCAAAGACGGACAAGAGUUUUGAAGAGCGCCUCAUUUUCAAAACGUUCAUUUUGAAGUUUGUCAAUGCCUUCACACCCAUCGUCUACUUGGCCUUUUUCAGGGGCAGGCUUGUGGGGAGACCUGGAAACUACUUGUAUGUUAUUGGAUCAUACAGAAUGGAAGAGUGUGCUCAUGCAGGCUGCCUCAUGGAGUUGUGCAUCCAGCUGUGCAUCACCAUGCUGGGGAAGCAGCUCAUCCAGAACAACUUGUUUGAGAUUGGCAUACCGAAGUUAAAGAAGCUUCUCCGUCAGAGGAAGUCUGAGGUGACCUCGCUGCAAGAGGAGGAUCUGAAAACCUUAAAACGCUACGAGAAAGAUCACUUCCUGGGUCCGUUUGUUGGCAUCAACCCCGAGUACAUGGAAAUGAUCAUCCAGUUUGGGAUGGUGACUCUUUUCGUGGCCUCCUUCCCUCUGGCUCCACUCUUUGCUCUGCUGAAUAAUAUCAUCGAAAUUCGCCUGGACGCCAAGAAGUUUGUCAUGGAGCUGCGCAGACCCCUAGCAGCAAAGGCCAAAGACAUUGGUAUUUGGUACAACCUCUUAAGGGGGCUCAGCAAGGUGGCAGUUAUUGUUAACGCUUUUGUCAUUGCCUUCACCUCGGACUUCAUCCCUCGGCUGGUCUACCAGUACACGUACAGCCCUGACGGCUCCAUGCACGGCUUCAUCAAUCACACUCUGUCAUAUUUCAACGUUAGCGACUUCCAGCCCGGCACAGCCCCUUCAGAUGCACUGCACCUGGGCUACAAGGUGGACGAAUGCAGAUAUAAAGACUACAGAGAUCCCCCAUGGUCCAGCACACCGUAUGAACUGUCCAAAGAGUUCUGGGCCAUUCUUGCUGUUCGUCUUGCCUUCGUUAUUGUCUUUCAGAAUGUGGUGAUGCUUAUGAGUGACUUUGUGGACUGGCUAAUCCCAGACAUCCCCAAGGACAUCAGCCUCCAGAUCCACAAGGAGAAGAUCCUCAUGGUGGAGGUGUUCAUGAAGGAAGAGCAGGGUAAAAGGCAGGUGGCGCGGGACAACCACAACCAGGACAACUGCACCAGCCCCUCGUCGACCGAUCAGAGCCCACCGCAGCCUCGUUCACGCCCGGUAAAUCCCGAUAAGGCCAGCUGGUGAAGCAUCAUGGAUUUCAAUCGGCAAAUAUGUUGUUGUAUUUAGUUUAGAGGAUUUUUAUUUUUAAUAUUUUUGACCUGC
Molecule: messenger RNA, 1566 nt
Organism: Nematolebias whitei (Rio pearlfish)
Lineage: Eukaryota; Metazoa; Chordata; Actinopteri; Cyprinodontiformes; Rivulidae
Product: anoctamin-1
Exons: 12
Coding region: 1-1488 (495 amino acids)
Biological process (GO): chloride transmembrane transport
Cellular component (GO): plasma membrane
Molecular function (GO): chloride channel activity
Source: RefSeq, a predicted model, not a curated record